Molecule: messenger RNA, 2266 nt
Organism: Sardina pilchardus (European sardine)
Lineage: Eukaryota; Metazoa; Chordata; Actinopteri; Clupeiformes; Clupeidae
Gene: gad1a
Product: glutamate decarboxylase 1a
Exons: 17
Coding region: 355-2100 (581 amino acids)
Biological process (GO): GABA biosynthetic process
Cellular component (GO): cytoplasm; presynaptic active zone
Molecular function (GO): pyridoxal phosphate binding; glutamate decarboxylase activity
Source: RefSeq, a predicted model, not a curated record
CAAGAGGAGGUGCCGUAGUGACACAUGCGUGCGCAGCAACAAAUAAACAGGCGAUUGGUAUUUUAAUAUCAGCGUCUCAAACGCAAAGCUGACCCAGCAAUAGUCAAAGACGGAUGGAUUUUUCUUUAAUCUGACAGCCAACACGUCCGGGCUCUUAGGGCGUUGUGUGCGCACUCGACUUUCACCCAGUUUGUGCUCGCUUUAAUUUUGGAUCAUAUUUAGGUUGUUGUAGUACCCAUGUAUCUCGAUAACAAGUGAAUGUGACUUUUCAUCCCGCGGUGAAAUAAGAGAGGAUUGGGACAAAGUGACAGCGCUCUUUGGGCUAAAGACUUUCCCCACACUACCGCAAGAGUAAUGGCGACGUCGGCACCUUCCUCCUCUGGCGGCGGUCCGGAUCCCAAAUCGACAAAUUUACGACCACCAUCCUCAAGUUAUGACUGGAGUGGGGUCGCUCAUGGAUGUACGAGGAAACUGGGCAUGAAAAUAUGCGGGUUUUUGCAGAAGAACAAUAACCUGGAUGAGAAAAGCAGAAUAGUCACAAAUGAGCAGCCGACUUCCAAUGAGCGAGACGCGAGGUUCAGACACACCGAGACGGACUUCUCCAACUUAUUCGCCAGAGAUUUACUCCCGGCCAAAAAUGGAGAGGAACCCACCAUGCAGUUCCUGCUGGAGGUGGUGGACAUCCUCACCAACUACGUCCGUAAGACGUUCGACAGGACGACCAAGGUGCUGGACUUCCACCACCCCCACCAGCUCCUGGAGGGCAUGGAGGGCUUCAACCUAGAGCUGUCCGACCAGCCGGAGUCUCUGGAGCAGAUCCUGGUCGACUGCAGGGACACCCUCAAGUACGGCGUGCGGACAGGCCAUCCCAGGUUCUUCAAUCAGCUCUCGACUGGCCUGGACAUCAUUGGGCUGGCUGGAGAAUGGCUCACGUCCACUGCAAACACCAACAUGUUCACGUAUGAAAUAGCCCCGGUGUUCGUGCUGAUGGAGCAGAUCACGCUGAGGAAGAUGAGGGAGCUGGUUGGCUGGCCUGUCGGAGAGGGAGACGGCAUCUUCUCACCAGGGGGCGCCAUUUCCAACAUGUACAGCGUGAUGGUGGCCCGGUACAAGCACUUCCCUGAGAUCAAGACCAAAGGCAUGGCUGCGGCACCCAGACUGGUCCUCUUCACCUCAGAGCACAGUCACUACUCCAUAAAGAAGGCCAGCGCUGCCCUAGGGUUUGGGACAGAAAAUCUCAUUCUCCUCAGCACAGAUGAGAGGGGAAGAGUGAUUCCAGCUGAUCUGGAGGCAAAGGUCAUCGCUGCAAAGCAAAAGGGAUAUGUUCCUAUGUUUGUCAACGCCACUGCGGGUUCCACGGUAUACGGCGCUUUCGACCCCAUCAACGACAUCGCCGACAUCUGUGAGAAGUACGGCAUGUGGCUUCAUGUGGACGGAGCCUGGGGAGGAGGGUUACUCAUGUCCAAAAAGCACAGACACAAGCUGAAUGGCAUUGAGAGGGCCAACUCGGUGACAUGGAACCCUCAUAAGAUGAUGGGAGUUCCGCUGCAGUGCUCUGCCAUACUGGUCAGGGAGAGGGGUCUGCUGCAGGGCUGCAACUCCAUGUGUGCCGGCUACCUGUUCCAGCCAGACAAACAGUACGACGUCACCUACGACACGGGGGACAAGGCCAUCCAGUGUGGGCGCCACGUGGACAUCUUCAAGUUCUGGCUCAUGUGGAAGGCAAAGGGAACAGAGGGCUUUGAGAGACACAUAGACCGAUGUCUGGAGCUGUCCGAGUACCUGUACAACAAGAUCAGGAAUCGGGAGGGUUACCAGAUGGUCUUUGAGGGAGAGCCCCAGCACACCAACGUGUGUUUCUGGUACAUUCCGCCGAGCCUUCGGGACGUGCCGGACGGUGACGAGCGCAGGCAGAGACUGCACAAGGUGGCCCCCAAGAUUAAGGCCAUGAUGAUGGAGUCAGGCACCACUAUGGUCGGAUACCAGCCACAGGGCACCAAGGUCAACUUCUUCCGCAUGGUGAUAUCCAACCCGGCAGCCAUGCACUCCGACAUCGACUUCCUCAUCGACGAGAUCGAGAGACUGGGACAGGACUUGUAAAGGCCCAGCGAGGUGUUGCCUUGUGUUUUAGCAUUGUUGACAUACUGUACCUUAGAGUGAGCACACUGCGGCAUUCCUACUCUGAUACUAACUUUCUCGUAGAGAAGAACACACACAUGCAACGCAACUAAAACUCAAGUGACUCAACUUUUAUUUUAUCAUUAGA